Cottoperca gobio is the source of this 6851-nucleotide messenger RNA. It is a transcript of the gene grb10b, whose product is annotated as growth factor receptor-bound protein 10b. Gene Ontology annotation, biological process: insulin receptor signaling pathway; negative regulation of insulin receptor signaling pathway; negative regulation of Wnt signaling pathway. The transcript has 17 exons. NCBI's taxonomy places the organism in Eukaryota, Metazoa, Chordata, Actinopteri, Perciformes, Bovichtidae. The coding region runs from base 275 to 2149 and encodes 624 amino acids. Gene Ontology annotation, molecular function: insulin receptor binding. The record is from RefSeq and is a predicted model, not a curated record.
UGCAGUCUUUGCAGCCACUGUUUUCGCCUCCUCCUCCUCCUCCUCCUCCUCCUCCUCCUCUUCUUGCCUCUGUCUAUCUGACCAGUCCGGGAAUGUUGACCACCAUAGCCUGAUCCAACUCCGCCGAGUGUCCCUUCAUCUCCUGUCUGCCACUCUCCGUGUUUGUCUCUGAGGGUCGUUGCCUGCCUCUGGCUGAAAGGUUCUGCUCUGUUCAUCUUGUAUCGAAACUGAUCCAACCAAGCAAAUUGUACAAAAGAGCUGAGAAUCACAAAACAUGGCUGUGGCUGGAUGUCCGGAUUAUUUCCUGCAUCAUCCAAAUUAUCAGCAGGACAAUAUAGACCGGUCCUCCAAUCACAGACAAGAUGACCUCAUUGGUCCGAGCUUCCAGCAAUCAGCCAAUCGGAGUUCUCCUAACCAUCAAGAGGAUGACGUUGAUUUAGAGGCCCUGGUGAAUGAUAUGAACUCUUCGCUGGAGAGCCUGUACUCCACCUGCAGUGGUCAGCAGACAGAGUCCACCCCACUACUGCACAAUGGACAGACCUCUUCCUCACAACAGCACCCCCAUCAUCAUCACAUGCAACACAACCAGCCUCGGCAGGGUCAGCACUCACACGCGCUAAGCCACAUCUCCCCGGAGCCAUCCUCCUCCUCCUCGUCUGUGGACUCACCCCAAUCCAGCCUCCGACGGUCACAGCCCAUGCACAUCCUCGCUGUCAGGAGGUUGCAGGAGGAGGAGCAGCAGCUGAGGACAUCAUCUCUCCCGGCCAUCCCCAACCCCUUCCCUGAGCUCUGCAGUCCAGCAAGCUCCCCUGUCCUCAGUCCUGGCUCUCUACCCCCCGGAGAACCCUCCACUGGCACAUAUAUUGUGAAGAUCUUCAGUGAAGACGGCAUGGGUAAAGUGGUGGAGAUCCCAGCCGACAUGACAGCCAGGGACCUGUGCCAGCUCCUGGUUUAUAAAAGCCAUUGUGUGGACGAUAACAGUUGGGCACUUGUUGAACACCACCCGCUGCUUGGGCUAGAGCGCUGUCUAGAAGACCACGAGCUGGUGGUUCAGGUCCAGGCCUCUAUGAACAGCGACAGUAGAUUUCUCUUCAGGAAGAACUAUGCCAAAUAUGAAUUCUUCAGAAAUCCCCAUGCAUUUUUCCCGGAGCACAUGGUUGCAUGGUGCCAGGAAACCAAUCGUACGAUUCCACCAUCUCAGCUCCUCCAGAACUUCCUAGCAACCAGUAGCUGUCCAGAGAUCCAGGGGUAUCUGUAUGUGAAGGAGACGGGUAGGAAGUCGUGGAAGAAGGUUUACAUGUUCCUGCGGCGCUCGGGACUCUACUGCUCUACAAAAGGAACCUCAAAGGAGCCCAGACAUCUACAGUUUCUAGCAGACCUUGAAGACAGCAACAUCUUCACUGUCAUCACAGGCAAAAAGCAGCACGGUGCCCCCACAGACUACGGGUUCUGUAUCAAGCCUAAUAAAAGUCGAGGGGAGUUGAAGGAGUUGAGGAUGAUGUGUGCGGAGGACGAACAGGGCAGGACGUGUUGGAUGACAGCCUUCCGGCUCUUUAAGUAUGGGAUUAUGUUGUACCAGAAUUACAAGAUUCCCCAACAAAGAAAAACAUUACUCUCACACUUCUCAGCACCUGUGCGGAGUGUAUCGGAGAACUCCCUUGUCGCGAUGGAUUUCUCAGGGAGGAUAGGCAGGGUGAUUGACAACCCCGUAGAAGCUCAGAGCGCUGCCAUGGAGGAGGGACAUGCAUGGAGGAAGAGGAGUCAACGAAUGAAUGUAUUAGGCUCUCACAGUCCACUACACCACUCCUCACUAAGCGCAGUCAUCCACAUAGCUCAGUUGUGGUUCCACGGCAGGAUAACCAGAGAAGAAUCGCAUCGCAUUAUCCACCAGCAGGGACAAGUCGAUGGGUUGUUUCUGCUGAGAGUCAGUCAGAGUAACCCCAAGGCGUUUGUGCUCACAUUGUGCCAUCACCAGAAAAUCAAACAUUUCCAGAUACUACCGUGUGAAGAGGACGGCCAAGUCUUCUUCAGCCUUGAUGACGGCGCCACCAAAUUCACCGACCUGAUUCAGCUGGUGGAGUUCUACCAGCUCAACAGAGGAGUGCUGCCUUGUAAACUCAGACACCCGUGCACCGCCGUGGCCUUAUGACAUCUUCGGAUCAUCUGAACCCAUGACCCCCAUCACUUGACCUGACUCUGCCUAAAACAAAGAAAACAACAAGAAUCUUUCUGUUGGUUUUUGUUUUUAUCUUUACAAGAAGCUGGUGAAUUGACUGAUGUUUCGUUGUCAUUUUAUUUUUGUCUUGAGUCCGCCGGAGACUGCUGACUUGUUGGAAUCUCUUUUGCAUGAAUGUCGGAGGAGUCGGAUGCACAACUUGCUCACGAGGUUCCUCGGUCAAGAAGACAAAGGAAAUGAACACUGCCGUUUGUGACAAUGCUGUUGCAAAAUCUUCCACAAUCUUGCUACCCAUAGUCAUCAAUAAGCUUGCACACACAGUGACUCUCAAGGUUUUAUCACACAGCUCAAGUGUAGACUGUGUUUCCCUUCAACUGGACAAUCAGCAGGACAGUUCAAGCUUUAGUUUAGACCACUCUGCCCUCUGAGAACAAACUGUAGUCUCGUCCUCAAAAAAUAAACCAUAGAGUUGAUUGUCUCUUAGUUUUGCACUCAUCGAACUGGGAGUUGCCUUUGACGGUGCAUGACUUCUCCGCUGUCUUAACUGUGAGAUGGUGCCACCGCCCUCUAGUGUCAUAGGCAUGUGACGACAUGUCAAAAUUCAGCAUGGACGAGAUUUGGAGGCGCAAGAAAGAGUGUCUUUUGAGGUUUGGAAACAUCAGAAGUUUGUCAAAGUCAAACUUCCCUGGAGCCUUGCUAUGAGGAAAAAAUAUGGAACCAUUGAAACAAAGUAUUUUUUUUAAUAGUGGACAACACAAAAUCUGCAUUGUCCACCCUCACAGAAAUGUGUUUGAUCAUCUCUCACCACACAUGUUUUCUUUUCUUAAUGGUGGUCAUUGCAGUUAUGUAUUGUUGUCAAUAGUCUCUUUAAUAGUAUAUUUUUUUAAAGCCCACCUUUUGCAUUCUGGUUAUUUGCAACUCUCCAUUAUUCAUAUAUGCUACAAUAAGGUCAUUCUGUACUUGCUAUUCUAUUGCAUGCUCCAUUUCCCUAAAGUAUGUCACAUGUGACUUCCACAAAAAUGAAAAAGCAUUUAUCAAAUCAUGGUGUCAGUCAGGGUGAAACAACAAGUAAUAAAUCUACCGGAGGUUUGUCACCAGGUAGACCGUUUUGGUGCCUGUACAGUUAGAAAGUGAAACCAGCUAUUGAUUUGGAGGAAAUUAGUAAGUGCACCCAGAUGCAGUAGUUCACUGCAGGCAAAGGCAUGAUGAGACGAUGACGGUGAAUCCAAGGAAACUAAAUAUAUGCAAUAUUUGUCAAACAAAAUUAGAUCAGCUCAGACAUACAGUAGAUCCUUUGGAAAACAUUGUUUCUGGCUCUGGACCCUCUUUUCUCAUAUGUUUCACAUAUUGUCCCACAAAUGUUCUGUUAGGACUCAGUGAGAUGCUGUCAGAUAUAAAUGUGGCUAGGAACAUGGUUUAGUGUCGAUUCUGUGCUUUAUAUUACAUAUAAUGCGGCCUUUUUCUGCCUGGAAGUACCUGUAAACUAACUGUAUCACAUAUACGCCUCCUGCCUACUGCAUGCCACCUCUUAAUGAAUUCAGGCAGACCGUCUACGAAAAGUUAACUGUUGCUACUCUGUAGGGAAAAUAUAUAAUGAGAGAAGAGUAUUCAAAUGAUCUCUAUCUCUUCCUCUUCUCAGCCUGUCUCGCCCGGUCUCAUUGCGCUUUCUUUAGCCUGCUGUGAAAAUACACUGUCAGCGGUGUGGCAGCAACAUAAAACUGGAAAUUUUAGGACUCAGACUUCUGACUGCAAAAGUACUACAGGGGCCACUUUGAUGAUUUUAGCCCAUGUCCCUUCAUUUUAAUUUAUGGACUUGCCUCUGGUCCAUGAUGUGCUUUUGAUUGACGAUAAUGAGAUCAUCAGAGCAUCAAACCGAAAACAUGGGACGUAAAACACUUUCUUUUUUAAUACUUUUUUAACAGCUAUUGAUCAUGUCUGGCAGAAUGGAACUUAAUGGCUAACACAUUAAGAGCAAAACCAUCUGAUAUUCAUAUGUGUGUCACAAUUGGAUUCAUAAUCAUCCUCUUUGACAGUUGCACCACAAAUUUCUUUUUUUUGUUCACUCACACUUUAAAGUUUUAUGUAGUCGAAGCUUUGGUGGCAGCUCUGGUUAGGUCACAAGCCAACAGACGAUAAGAUAUCUGUUUGUACGUACCUGUAAUGCAACAUCAACAGCCAUGAUUUAUUUACCUGCAGGUUAUCUAAGGUAUAUUGGACAUCUGGGAUGCAGAAUAGCCGCAGCAUGGUCACUAUUAUUUAUCUAAGAUGCAAUGACUCAAACAUUUUUUUUGAAAGUAUUGCAGCAAAAUGUAUUUAUUUAUCUGGAUGUGACUGAUUACUUGAAAUUUUUAGAUUUAUUUUUCUCUGCGCUGUUCUGUACUGUUUUCUAUUGUCAUUACCAUGGAAUGAUUGACCAGUGUGAUAUAUUAUUAUAAUUGUUAUUGAUGUAAUGACAUAGCAUCUACUGUUUUCUCUUUUAUUUUUGGAUUUAUUCAAAGAUAAUUUUGUCAUCAUAAAUACUUGUUAUGAAGUGAUGUUUUAAAGCACACUGGCAUCCCUAGUUUUAACAUUGUCAUUCCAAUAGAUGACAGGUUGUUGUGAAAUUGAACAAAAAAAACCUGAGUUUCCCAAAGCAUUAGUCACAAUUAUUUUUCUCUACUCUUUUAAUUACUGUUCUUAUUUCUCCCAAAUUUAUAAAAUAUCUUCUGAUAAGAAUUCCAACCCUUAUGGUAAAAAGCCUCAAGUGCUCUCAUCGUCACUCUUUUUUGUUGACCUAAACUAGGAAAAUAUAAAUAAAUUAAAGUAAUAAAGCCUAAAAUGUUUUGGGAAACUGGGUCAAGUGACAUUCUCAUAAUUCACUGUUUAAACACCUUGCCUUGAAGAAAGAAUUGUAGAAAUGUAGAUGUAGAAAAAGAGCCCUUUACAUUCAAGUUAAACCUUCUAUUAGAGUAGAUAUAAUUGAAGAAAUGCACAACAGCAAUCCGCCCACACAUUUAGGCACGCAAGGCAUUGUCACAAUUUUAAUACCCUUAAAAAUGCAAUGAGCAGGAAUGGGCUAAGUCCAUAUAAGUCAAACCAUACCAGAGCAACAUUGUUAGAUGGUUCACAGCAUUGGCCUUCUUUCAGCAGAGUGAGUUUGACUUAAUUUAUUAGGUUUUAUCAUUUGUAUGAAUGUGAAUUUUGAAUUUAUUGUGUAGAGAUUAUUUCACUGAUAUUCGACAUGUGGAUAAUUUCGAGGAAUAUGGAUUAUAACAAUACAUAAACAAUUUAGUAGUUGCUGAAAGUCAUCUUCAGAUAUUGAGACAUCUCUGAAAUGUUGACGCAAGCUGUUUAUAAGUUAUAAUCUAAGUCCCCUGAGUUUGAGUCUGUCCUCUCAUCUUAAAACUCCCAAUAUCUUUUUUUUCUUCUGACUGACAUGAAUGGUAGCAGAUGUCAACAUGUGAGGCACAGGUAGCCUUUAAGGUGGAGUGAGUAUUUGCAUUAAUUCAAUUUGUGAAAAAAUCAAUCAGGGGAUUUGGAUAUCCAUGUUUUUACACUUAACAGAAAUGAAUGUAACUGGGUUGCUCAGGGUUGACUUAGAGCGUGUUAAAAACUACUGGUCCAUCAGCUCUCUUGGACUCUUAUGUACAAGAUAAUGAUGGAUUCAUAAAUAUGUUAGUGUCAUGAAGCUGGGAGUUGUUACGACAGACUUUCCAUUAUGUGCACCACCAAACUGCUAGUUGUGAUUACUUGAUAUAUACGUGCAGCAAAAUGAAGUACAUCCAUUACUCCUUAAAGAGUACAGUUGAAAGAGUUGUUCAUUGUAUUGUUGAAUAUUGUUUAUAAAAAAAAAAAAAAGCCUAAAUUACUUGCCUGGUUACCUGAGCUGAUUUAAAACCCUAUCUCUAACAAUGUUACCUAUUCAACAGGUGACCAAUUCAUAAAACAUCCUCAAUUUUUCUGUCCUCAGUUCUAUGAAAUUAGAAGAAAUUCUAAUAUCUAUCUAUCUAUCUAUCUAUCUAUCUAUCUCUCUAUCUAGGCACUCAAACAUGUAAAUAAAAUAACUAAAAGAUAAGGGCAGUGUCGGUUUUGGUAGCCAGGUACUUCACAGAUGGUGCCUCUGAUGACUUCUCUUUCUCUGCACAAACCAGACCUAACAUGUGGACCAAAUGACAGACAAAGCUUUUGUUCAGAGGGGACCGCACACUCAAAAUUACUAAUUAAGUACUCGAUAAAUACAAUUCAAACACAGAAAUCGGCACACCGAAUGAUUCUGGUGAAAGGUGAUUGAGAGUUAAUGCUUGUGUUUGCAGUUUAUUUUCGGAGUUGAAAGUGAAUUGGCCCUGCUCCUGCAAAAGCGGAUUGAUCGAUUAUCAUCUUGACUCAUGCAUUUUCAUAACGUUGUCACAAUGCAAGAUACCGUGGCUGUACAAAUGAGUGAAGUAAAAAUAUAUCUAUAUAUAAAAAAUAUAAACUAUUAUGUAUUUCAGGGAAUGCAAAAAAGAAAACAGUAACUUAUCUCUUUUUUUUUAAGAGAGAGCUCCUGUAUUCAAAAUGUGCUUUGCUUAAUUCUGUAAAUAGUUGGAUGGCUUAUAAAUCUUAAUUGUAACCUUUUCAGGUAUUUUUGUACAAAUAAAGGACUGAUAUAUUCUGUUUAUUGUAAUUAGAAUAAAACAUUAAUACAUUGAUAUAAAAA